AUGAAGGCUGUUUACGCUUUGACUCUCGCCAUCCUCGGCGCUGAAGCCUACGUUCUUCCUCCCGGUGCCGCUCCCAAGGCCAACUACGCUCUCCGCCCUUCUCAAAACAACGCCCCCGUCAGCAACGGAAACAGCGGCUUCGGCUCACCUAACAAGAACGCCGCCGGCACAAAGAUCAAGUUCACACCUGGUGGCUCCAACUCUGGAACGAAAAAUAAUGUCGUUCCUGGCUUCAUCGCCCCCAGCAAGCGAUCCAAGUCUGUUGACGAUGAUGGUGAUGACUACGAGGUCGGCGAGGGCUCUCAAAAGAACGACGACGACGACGAGGAGGGUGUGAUGUUCACCACCUUCUCUACUCCUCACUUCAAGAUCGGUACUCCUAAGCAGAAUGAUACUCCCAAGGAGGACGAUGAUGCUGCUGAUGCCGAUGCUGCUGAUACCAAGGAGCGCAAGUUCAAGACUCCUAGCCACAAGAAGCAGAAGGGCAGGAAGCAGAAGCACACUGGAGACGAUGACUCUUCCACCAAGACUGAUGACAGUCCCAAGACUUCUGCUACUCCCAAGGCUUCAAAGGAGGAUAAGAAGGCUGCCAAACAAGCAGAGAAGGACAAGAAGGAGGCUGCUAAGCAGGCAGAGAAGGAUGCCAAGAAGGCUGCUAAGGGAACCAAGUCUAGCGACGACGACAAGAAGACUACUAAGUCCGAUGACAAGAAGACCAAGACCCACGACAAGAAGGGCAAGAAGAAGGCUUCUGACGACGACGACACUGCUACCAAGACAGAUGACGACAAGCCCAAGGCUACUGCCGCCGCCAAGAAGGCCAAGUCUGCUUCUCACAAGUCUCACUCUCACUCUUCUUAG
Molecule: messenger RNA, 861 nt
Organism: Fusarium coffeatum
Lineage: Eukaryota; Fungi; Ascomycota; Sordariomycetes; Hypocreales; Nectriaceae
Exons: 1
Coding region: 1-861 (286 amino acids)
Source: RefSeq, a predicted model, not a curated record